AUGAAAUUAUAUUUCGGAGACGAAAUUCAAUGCCGUUGCAACCUUUCAACUUGCCGCAGUAAAAGAAGUAUACGGAAAGGCACAUGGUUUGAAUCAUCGAGAUUGAGUGUUUUGAAGUGUUUAAGAUUCAUUUAUGGUUGGAGUGAAGAAUUAACUUCAGUUAAAUGGUGUGAAAAGCAGUUGGAAAUCAGUCACGGAACAGUUGUGGAUUGGAAUAACUACAUGCGAGAGGUUUGUGUGGAUUCUUUACUUAAACGUCAACAACGCAAAAUAGGAGGCCCUGGUAUGAUCGUUGAAGUGGAUGAAAGUAUGUUCACGAAGCGCAAAAACAACGCGGGACGGAUUUUACCACAACAGUGGAUCUUUGGUGGAGUUUGUCGUGAAACAAACGAAUGUUUCCUUGUGAUGGUGCCAAACCGAUCCAUGAGUAUUAUAUUAGAGGCAAUAAAUGAAAACAUCGAAAAAGGAACUACAAUAUAUUCCGAUUCAUGGAAAUCAUAUUGCACUGAAAAACUGGAAGAGGAAAGUUUCGAACAUUUCAAAGUGAACCAUAAAUACAAUUUUGUAGAUCCGGAAACUGGAACGCACACGCAAAAAAUUGAAAGACUAUGGGGAAGCGCAAAAUGGCGGAAUAAGAAACACAGAGGAACUGCUCGGCAUCAUCUGGAAAGUUACCUCGCCGGAUUUAUGUGGCGAAAAAACACUAAAGACCCAUUUGAAAAAAAACGAUAUUAA
Molecule: messenger RNA, 735 nt
Organism: Stegodyphus dumicola
Lineage: Eukaryota; Metazoa; Arthropoda; Arachnida; Araneae; Eresidae
Source: RefSeq, a predicted model, not a curated record